Molecule: messenger RNA, 2576 nt
Organism: Rhopalosiphum padi (bird cherry-oat aphid)
Lineage: Eukaryota; Metazoa; Arthropoda; Insecta; Hemiptera; Aphididae
Gene: AGBE
Product: 1,4-alpha-glucan-branching enzyme
Exons: 14
Coding region: 249-2324 (691 amino acids)
Biological process (GO): glycogen biosynthetic process
Cellular component (GO): cytoplasm
Molecular function (GO): cation binding; 1,4-alpha-glucan branching enzyme activity; hydrolase activity, hydrolyzing O-glycosyl compounds
Source: RefSeq, a predicted model, not a curated record
UUGUUUUCUACGUUCGGCUUAUAAUAAACCGCGCCGGACGCUUAUCUGAAUGCCAUUUCCCACGUACUAUAGCAACUAUAGUCGCCGUUGAACCGCUGCCAAUAGUAAACCACUCGUACGACACGCGCCUACCUUCAAGGGCCAACGCUGAACGAAAACAAAACUUGGGAAAGUUUCCAAAAACCUUUUUUUUUUCAAUUUUUUUUCGUCGCUGGUUGGCUGCCAAUUAAUUCCUCGUCCCGACAACUAUGGGUGGCAAACACUCUAAAAUGGAUCCCAUGGACGUCGAAGUGCCCGAACUUCAACAACAGCUGGAUCGCGAUCCCUAUUUGAAACCCUACGAAAGGGAAUUCAAACGCAGGUAUGCAUGCUUUUUGGACUAUUUGGAAAGAGUUAAAGAAGAGUCGAAUUUAGAAUCGUUUACUACGGGUUACAAAACAUUUGGUGUUCAUUUUAAUAAUGAUGGGUCUGUGUAUUGCUUGGAAUGGGCUCCGGGAGCUAAACAACUCUAUCUCACUGGUGACUUUAAUAAUUGGAACAGAGAAAAUUAUCCCUACAAAAAGCUUGAAUAUGGAAAGUGGGAAUUAACUAUACCACCAAACAGUGAUGGAACACCAGUUAUUAAACACUUAUCUGAAAUAAAGAUAGUAGUUGAAUCUCAUCAUGGUGAAAAAAUGGAUCGUAUAUCACCAUGGGCAACUUAUGUAUUGCAACCCCCUCGUGAAGAAGGGGUAACAUUUAAACAUAAAGUUUGGAAUCCAUCAGAUAAUAUAUAUCAAUUUAAAUAUCCUAAAGUACCAAAACCAACUAGUUUGCGAAUAUAUGAAUGCCAUGUUGGAAUUGCCACAUCAGAAUAUAAAGUUGGAACUUACCAAGAAUUUAAAGAUUGUAUGUUAGAUCGUAUUCUGGAUUUAGGAUAUAAUACAAUCCAAAUAAUGGCCAUUAUGGAACAUGCAUACUAUGCUUCUUUUGGAUAUCAGGUGACAAGUUUUUAUGCUGCUUCGAGUCGCUUUGGAACACCAGAAGAUCUAAAAGAACUAGUUGAUGUUGCUCAUAGUAAAGGUUUAUAUGUCAUGUUAGAUGUUGUACACUCCCAUGCAUCAAAAAAUGUACUGGAUGGUUUGAAUCAGUUUGAUAGUACAGAUGCUGGUUACUUUCAUAGUGGACCUAAUGGAAGUCAUCCCCUUUGGGACAGCAGACUUUUUAAUUAUUCUGAGUAUGAAGUAUUACGAUUUUUAUUAUCAAAUUUGCGAUGGUAUAUUGAAGAAUAUAAUUUCGAUGGCUUCAGAUUUGAUGGUGUAACGUCUAUGUUAUACCAUUCUCGAGGUGCUGGUCAAGGGUUCAGUGGACAUUAUGAUGAAUAUUUUGGUCUUAAUGUUGAUACAGAUGCAUUGAUUUAUUUGAUGUUAGCAAACUAUAUGCUCCAUAAAUUCUAUCCCAAUUGCAUAACUAUAGCUGAAGAUGUGUCUGGAAUGCCUUCAUCGUGCCGACCUGUAAGUGAAGGAGGACUUGGAUUUGAUUAUCGUCUAGGAAUGGCUAUACCUGAUAUGUGGAUUAAGCUACUAAAGGAGGUUCAAGAUGAUGAUUGGAAUAUGGGAAAUAUUGUACAUACACUUACAAAUCGAAGAUGGAUGGAAAAAACAGUUGCCUAUGCUGAAUCUCAUGACCAGGCUCUUGUUGGAGAUAAAACAGUUGCAUUUUGGUUAAUGGAUAAAGAAAUGUAUACACACAUGGCUGUCUCAAGUGAUCCGUCUUUAAUUAUUGAUCGUGGAAUAGCAUUACACAAAAUGAUUCGGUUAAUCACCAAUAGUCUUGGUGGUGAAGCAUAUUUAAAUUUUAUUGGUAAUGAAUUUGGCCAUCCAGAAUGGUUAGACUUUCCUCGUGACGGUAAUAAUAGUUCAUAUCACUAUGCCAGGCGACAGUGGAAUUUAGUCGAUGAUGAGUUAUUAAAAUAUAAAUUUUUAAACAAUUUUGAUAAAAGUAUGAAUCAUUUAGAAAAUAAAUAUGGAUGGUUAAAUGAUAAUCCUGGAUAUGUAAGUUUAAAGCAUGAAGGUGAUAAAAUAAUUACAUUUGAAAGAGCUGGUUUAUUGUUUGUAUUCAAUUUCCAUCCAACCAAGAGUUUUACAGACUACAAAAUUGGUUUAAAUUUGUCAGGCUCAUUAAAAAUAGUUUUGAAUAGUGAUAAUGCAGAAUAUGGAGGACAUUGUCGCAUUGAUAACAAUAUUACAUAUCCAACUAUCAAUGGCGACUGGAACGGUAGACAAAAUCAUAUUUUCCUAUAUUUACCAACAAGAACUGCACUCGUGUUUUCUACGUCAAACUGAAUCAUUGAAAUUAUGCUGGGCUGCUUUAGCAAGUUAUGAUAUAAGAACUACUCAAUUUUUACAAAAUUAAUAUUACUUCAUAUAUUUUACAAUUUUUAUUUUAAAGAAUUAAAUUUAAAAAGUCUGAUUUUGUUUUAAAAAGAAAAUUUACCAACUCUAUAAUUGUUUGAAAUUAUAUUUAAAAUCCACUUAUAUUAAUUAUUUUUAUUAUUUGUACUAUACGUGGAAUAAUAAAAAGAAAUACCUACUUAA